AUGCAUGCAUGCGAGGAUUCCCAGGAGCUGGGUGAGUUGAGAAGGUUGGAAAAGUUUGAGGGGGAGGAUCCUCGAAAGAGCGAAAGAAUGAGGGUGCGUCUCGCUGGCUACGAGGCGCUCUCCUUCCUCGAGGGUGCCAAAAAGUAUCAAGAAGAAUAUUAUCCUCGAGCAGAAGAGCGGGCUUACUCAUUCCCAUCUGCAUAUAUGCUCCGGGAACAGCAUCAGAGGCGACUCUUUGAGAAAAUGGAGAAAGCCGAAUUUACUGAGGAGGCCUCCGGGGAAAUAAGAAUACCAUCGACUUUUACGGCUGUAGCCAAGGUUUUUGACAUGUUGAAGGAGGAAUUCUCUAACUCUCCCAGUUUCGUCACGUAUGAAUAUGACUUCGCAACAACGUUCUAUAAGGCAAUGGGAAUAGCAGGAAAAGGAGCACAAGACGAUAAGAGAUAUUGGAAGAGUGAGGGAAUGGAUAUUUUGGGAGGUGACCAUGAUGUGUGCGGGAUGGUCUUGGAUGGAGAUCGGGUUUUCGUGCUCUUCUUCGAGGUCAAAAGCAGAGAGCGAGGAGGGAGCAAGCAGUACCUUAAGAACCUGGUCGGAAAAGCGGAGGGGCAACUAAAAAGGAGCAAACACGUAUUUCAACAAAUUCUUGGAUCGACUGCCUUUUCCCACACUUUCCUCUGCUGCUUUGUCGCUCUCCCCCAUCUGCCUGCGAAAGAGGUUGCGAAGGCGAUAAAUUGCUGUCAUCUGAAAUUCCUCGCGAAAGAAGACGUGGAAUCGCACGAUGCUUUCAAGAAAUUCCUAGCGACACACGGGCUCACUCUCACAAGAACGAAAGGAUCAGAUCCAGCCGCGAUAUCAUGCUACUUGGACGUGAUUAGGACGUACAUGGCAGCCUCUGCAUCCGUACAAGGAAUGCCGAGGACAAUGGAUGAUUUCCGCAUGAUCACUGAAAAACGGAUGCAGACAGCUUUCUUUCUUUUCACUCCUCAUCAGAAGCUGGUAUUGGAGUCUGAUCGAGUCAUCGAGUUCCUGGGAAAAGAGAAAGUGGAGCUACUAAGAGAGAUUAAGAGAAACACGAGACAAAUGGGGGAGUUAGUGGUAGAAGUCAGCCGCUUCAUUCAAAGGAGAUUCCCAUGCUACGACCUUCUCCCCAUGAAAGGCCUGGAAUAUGACCUGGGAGAAGAAAAACAAACCCCCCUAGUUGUAUUCAUCAAUUCUUCUUCGGAACGCAAUUGGGUUUACCAAUCGGUACCCGAUAUCCUCAUUUGGAUUCAAUCAAUUCAGAAAUAUUCCAAGCCGCUCACCGUCAUCACAAGAACAUUCCCAGAAAGAGAUGUGUUGAUACAAGAGCUCGGAUACCGCCUCCAACAGCGAGUGGCCUUCCUCGAUUCGAGUGGGAGACUGCGGGGAAGCUCCAACCCGGCGUUUUUAAUAUUUGAUGAUAAGCAGGUGACAGGGAUGUCAUUCAAGAAUCUUGUCCUCCUGGAUGGUGGAAGUUUCUACAGCUCUUGGUCUCGACUGGUGAGCAUGUCUCAAAGAUUCCUGUGUGUCAUCACCACAGAUCCGUUGUUUUCUGGUCAUUGGGAAGAACCUGGACAGGAAGGACUCAUCACCUCCUGCUCUUUUAGGUUUCCACCACGUUUAAAGAAAAAUUUUCGUAAUCGAUUUGAGGAGGCAUAUAUCCCAGAGAUCUCAUGGACUGCUGCAAUGGAGCCGGAUUCCCUCCCACGCUUCAACUUUCGGCUCUCCACUAUCCCUCCAGCCGAUACCGAAACUGAGCAAACGAAGAUUGUACUACUCUUUGGAUUCAAUCUUUCUGGAAAAACUGAAAACCUCAUCCAGAGAUUGAAGGGGAAGAUAAAACAUGAAAACGCGAAUGCAACAGAUUUCAAGGCGAGGAUAAUUUUCAUUGAUUGCAGCAGAUUGACCAAGAAAUAUUAUCCGGAAGGCCAAGUUUCUCUAGUGACAACGAAAGAGAGGAUGAGGAAGGAAAACCUAGCGAUAGAAGUAUUCGACAUCCAUCACCUUCUCCAACGACAUCAACUUGGGGAAGUUUAUUCUCUCUCUCCCCGAGUCAUAGGAAAACUUCUAUUGAAUAUGCUGAAAAAAGAGAAGAAGGAAGGGCGAAGUCUCCACGUUGCCUUGGACAAUGUUCCGGUUCAUCCAAUUGGACCCGGGCCCGCAAACACAGAGGAGCUUAUAGUUGAAUGGGAGUCCAUUUUCUUACUCCUGUUGUCCCAUGAGUCUCUCAUUUCUCUUACCAUUGCUUAUCAGCCCUUCAUCCGAUACUAUACAACCACUUUCGACGUGAAGGAGUUCGCCAAAGGAUUCCAACAAUCACAAACAAUAAGGGUGAAUAUCCUGAAAGGAUUUUGGAAUGUGAGUUUUCCACGCUUUCACCAAUACAUCACCUUCCACGAAUCCCCAUAUACAUUGAGCUUGAAAGCAGGAACCCUAAACACUCGGGCUCAACCUUCUUCCCUCGUGUUAGGGGAGAAACCCAUCCUCAUUACUCCUCCUGUAGAGACUCAUUUUCAUGGGGAAUUCAAGUGCAUUGACGGCAGGGGUCGAGGAUGCAUCGCCAUCACUGCUGCUGCUUACCUUCGUUCCCAACCAUGUGAGAACGUCAUGGUGCUAAUCUCUGAUGAAGAGAUCCGAGAGAUCUUCCAUGAAGCUUUGAUACAUGAGGAAGAGGCGAGUGGGGUGACAAGAGAAAUGCCACAGAUCUGCCAUCCGAAGGAUUACCGAGGCUGUGAGAGUUCCCAGGUGAUGUGCGUCGGGGUUGAAGACUCGUGGGUGGUCGAGGGGAUAUCCCGCGCAAUCCAGACCCUUGUUAUCGUCGACGGGGGGACUCACCUCUCUGCACAAAACCGGUUGGAACUCUGGAGGGAGAUGAAGAGAAGAGGCCUACUCCUUCACCGCCCUCAAUCAUCCUCUUCCGUCUUUGACUCUCUCUCUCCGGAUCACUGGAAGGCAUUGAAUCAAAGAAGCCUCUUUCUAAAGGAGCCUCCAACUUUCUGGGUCGAAAGUCUCUAUAGCGUUGGCAGUGUGUUCCUCGCCCACUCUGAAAAACUCAUAUUUGGUAGAGGAGGGAAAGUACACAUCCUCAACCUAGAGGGGAAGGAUCCUAGGGAUGCUCCCCAUAGAUGGAAAGAGCCUACCCCCAUUAAAUCUCCAAUCCUCAUCAAAGGGACCAUGGGGGUUGUCAACCAGAAUCAUCUCUUUCUAUUGGGAGGGUCGGGGAGUCCCCAGGAUGUGCACCGGCUAGACCUCGACACAGAGACAUGGACGACCGUCUCUCCGACGAGGGAGAAGAGAAUGAGGGCAACAUUGGUGGUGAAGGACCCCCACACCAUUCUUGUUUUAGGAGGUGAAGACCCUGACAUGAAAAGACACAUUUCAAGCUGCGAGUGCUUGGACACGAGAACGGAGCUGUGGUCAACAUUCCCUCACAACAUUCCCGAUCCUCUUUCGGCCCAAGCAGCUACUAUGCAUAAUGAUCAUAUCUACGUAACAGGGGGAUGGGAUGGGAGGAAAUCCAGAAGGAAUGUGUGGAGGUGCAGGGUGAAUGGAGGAGGGCCCUGGGAGACACUUCCGUCCCUGAAUGUCGAGAGAUGUGAUCAUGCAGUGAUGAUUGAUGAGGAAAGGGGGUUAUCUGUCAUCGGCGGCAGCAUAUAUCAGAGCGGUCAGAGGGACAUCGAGGUCCUUGAGACAGAGACCUUGACACUGAAUGGAAGAAUGUGGAUGACCCGAGGGAAAGUUCCCUUCCGGAAACUCUGGAAAGCGACGGAGAUGAAGUGA
This is a messenger RNA of Darwinula stevensoni, 3798 nucleotides long. NCBI's taxonomy places the organism in Eukaryota, Metazoa, Arthropoda, Ostracoda, Podocopida, Darwinulidae. The record is from the annotation of a GenBank genome assembly.